AGAAUUGUCUUCAUGACAACGAUAGUUUAAUCAAUAUUUAAUGACGCACUUAUUAUGGUGAAUGAAUAAUCAGUUUGCAGAAAAAAAUGGCAAAGAAGGGCGGAGUGCAACAGCUUCAAGCGGACAUCAGUACGGACGAGGAGUUUGACAAAUUUCUGCUGCGAUCCGGGUUGCUUGUUCUCGACAUAUACUCGGAAUGGUGUGGUCCCUGUCUGGGAAUGGUGGGAAGUCUGCGUAAGAUCAAGCUGGAGCUUGGAGGCGACAAUUUACAGCUGGCCAUCUGCAAGGCCGGUUCCAUCUCCUAUCUGGAGAGGUUUAACAAGAAGAGUGAGCCGACUUGGAUGUUUGUCACGAACGGAAAGGCCAUCAACAUCAUGUUCGGCACAGACGUGCCCAAACUGGUGGCCAUUAUCACCAAGAUGCUACGGUCAACCAUGGCCAAGGAGGUCCAUCAGUGCUAUGAGAUCACUGAACUACAACCCAUCGAGCUGGAGCAGCAGGAGGUGACAAAAAAGGCUCUACGGCUGGCCGAGAACAUUGAGCUGGAAGAGUGCAAGAGGAAGCGCUUGGAACACCUGAAGUCUGUCACUGACUGCAUCAUGCAAAACCUUCCCGAUAUUGGGAUAACUGUCUUUGGACCACAGGUCAACCGGGAAAUGUUCAAGAAGCUGUCGGAGCCGGCCGAUCCACUGAAAAUUCAGUGCAAGGAUCGUAAAGUCUUUCCCAUAACGCCCAGUGACUUCACCACUGUGAACUUUGCUGCUGAGAAUCCACUGGCGAGCGAUGUCAUCGAGCAUUUGUACGACAAGGAGCUGCUGAUGUGCUUCUGGAAGGUGGACGAGGCUCUAGGCAGUCCGCCCAACAUUCUGCGGCAAUACGCCCAUGAGCUGACCAAGGAGACCAUAAAGCCACCGGAUGAGUUCAAUGAGGAGGAGAUCACAGUGCCACCCAUAAUAGUACCGCUUGAGAUUAAUGUGCAAAUUAAAAGAAAAGGGUCUGAAAAGGAGGCAGAAAUAUUACGCGUCGAAGAUCUCAAUGUCAAUAUGGAAGAGGACAAAGGCGAGGUGGAAAUUGAAGCAGCAGAGGAUCGGUACGAUGUGAAAUCGGAGGACGCCAAAAAUGAUAAGAACAUCCGCAUUCCUCCGAUUUGGGUGCCCAGUGAUCAGCGCACUCAUGCAGCUCUAAUUUACACAUAUUUCCGGGGGCAAACAACUGCUUUUUUACCGCCCGACCCUGAUCCGGAGCCACCACACAUUGUGAUGUCCUUCGACGCCUACAAGAAGAAAGAUCUGGACAUUCUCCUUGUAUCCUGGCGAGAAGACAUUCCGCUUUAUGGCUUCUUCACCAGCGACAAUCCUCAGACCGCGGUUUUCAUAGCCAAUUCGGUCGAGAAGUACAAUGCGAAACCCUACGUACCCACCGAUAAGAUCGUCCUGAAGGUGAACAAAGUCAAGACCCAGACUCUCCCUGUGUUGAUGUCUUACGGCCCCAACUAUGUAAGUGCCAACUCGGUCGUUGGCCACGAGGAGGCAUGUCAGUUCUUCCCGGACAGUUACAAAUCAGCAUUGCAAGAGGAAGCCGAAUUACACGCAGUGAAACCUGAGAAGCCAAAGAAACGCAAAAAGAACAAGAAGGGAGCUGAUGCAGAGGACACCAGGAAGGUAGACGUUGGUCUUUCAGAAGAAGAAGCACUACUGGAAUCAGAUGAAGCGGCAAAGACUACUCCCGAGGAAGGUGCCUCCACGACAAGUAGUGGAGAGGACAGCUGCGAGAGUCGGCCAGCCACUGCUGAUGGCAUCAACUCCUUUACAGACCGCGGCUCAAGGGUCACAACAAAAUGAACGAAUUAUGAUUCUUGUCAUAAAACUGAUUGAACCUCA
Molecule: messenger RNA, 1880 nt
Organism: Drosophila subobscura
Lineage: Eukaryota; Metazoa; Arthropoda; Insecta; Diptera; Drosophilidae
Product: thioredoxin domain-containing protein 3 homolog
Exons: 7
Coding region: 87-1841 (584 amino acids)
Source: RefSeq, a predicted model, not a curated record